This is a messenger RNA of Xyrichtys novacula (pearly razorfish), 3211 nucleotides long. NCBI's taxonomy places the organism in Eukaryota, Metazoa, Chordata, Actinopteri, Labriformes, Labridae. The record is from the annotation of a GenBank genome assembly.
AUGGACGGUCUUUUAGACACGUCAUACGAUAUGGACAGGGUGGUGGUGGAGUUAAAGGACGUGGGGGGGCUCAAGCUGUACUUACCCCUCCUCACGCUCCCUCCACCAUCACCCCAGACCCUCCGCCCUCACUUCCAUCUGCUGAAAAAGCAUGUUUCCCUGGCGGGGAAGGGCACACACUGGGUGACGGCGCUGCAGCAGGCACAUGGGGUCUGCAUGGGCAUGCUGAGUGGUGGCUACUACCUUAACCUCACCCUAAUGCCCAAGGAGGAGAGUAGUAGCCACCAUCUGUUUGAUACCCAGGUGGCCCGUGUGUACGCUCUCCGCAGUAUUCAGCAGGCGAGGGAGGCUUUUGUGGCAAGGUUCACCUCCCUCGCCGGGCCCGACCUCAUCAAGGAGACAGUAAAAAAGAACCUCCUGUCCAACCCCAGCAAGCUCCAGAUCCUUGAACCGGACCAGAGGUUCUUUCUGGGCUUGCUGGGGAAGGCGGUAAGUGGGGUCCAGCUGGACGACAGCUGCAGGUGGAUCUGGACUGUUAGCCGCUUCGGCCAGAAGAGGCAUGAUUACGACCCCCUGUGCCUCGACUCCAUUGCCGACUCACGCGCGGUGGAGGCAGUGAGCAUCCACAUGGCCUGCACCCUGGUUCCCAAGCCUUGGGCCAGGUUGCAGGUCCUCUGGUCCGCGUCUGGGUUGGCGAGCUGGGUCGGGGGCAGGGGGGAAAUGUUCCCGGCCCUCUCAGCCCCCUCCCGUCCAGACAAACCUGGACGGGAGGGGGCUGGAGUACAUUCAGCACUUUGCCGACAAUUUGUUCAAGUUUGGCUCCACCCUCCCGUCUGGCUUGUGGGUGGAGCAGGUCCGCAGGCUCCAGGAGCCCCUGCCAACUUAUUUUAUUUUCUCUAUUAUUUAUUUUUAUAAGGAUGGAAUUUGAUAACAUUGCCAGUGAAAACACUCAGGCCAUCAUUGACGCAGCCCUGCCUUUUAAUUACAAUAUUGAGCUCUUCCUCCGGAGUGAGGAAGAGCUCUACAUGCCAGUACACGCUGCCUUCCACCCAGAUCCCACCUCCCUGCAUCGCUCUUGGGAUAUUGAUGGGGUAGUUGUAGAGGUAACCAGAUUUGCCGCUUUAAAGGCACCCAUGCCCCACAUUUAUUUACCGACUUCUCACCAAAGCUAUCCAGCUAAGGCACAGUGGCCUUUUUUAAGAAAACAUCUUCCCCUCAGGGAGAUGUCAGCUGAGGUGCUGAAAGAAUGGAGGUGGAUGCAUGGGGUCAACCUGGGUACAGCCGAAGGGGGCUGGGUCAUGAGCCUUUCCCUUGUCCCAGCUGACAAGGUUGUCCAGACAAACCUGGACGGGAGGAGCCUCAAUGUUGGCAGGGGCCUGAUGGAGGUCGUUCGGGGUGAAGGUGUGGGGGACUCCACCCUGAACUUCCUCCAGCUAUACCUGGACACGCCACACACCCACUUGCCCAAAGUGUUCGUGCACCCGGUGAGUGGGUGUGUGGCGAUCUGCGGACUGUUCCACGCUAAACUGAAUAAGGCAAUGUACGGCCGGGGGCUGGAGUACAUUCAGCACUUUGCCGACAAUUUGUUCAAGUUUGGCUCCACCCUCCCGUCUGGCUUGUGGGUGGAGCAGGUCCGCAGGCUCCAGGGGCCCCUGCCAACUUAUUUUAAGCCUAGUGCUAAUUUCAAUGAAGAGAGGCUAUGGGAGGAGCUCGAGAACAAGCCCCUGCUCCUCCCAUAUGCACAUGUGCAGGGCAAGGGGCUAAUGACGGUGGUGCACGGGGUCAUGGGGCAUCUGCUCCAAACACUGAGGGAGGUGUAUGCGAACUCCAAAGGGGCAGGGGGCUUCCAGGCAGCCUGGACCGCAUUUCAGGCUGAGCUGGGCCUGGAGGAGAUGGUCUAUGGGAGACCACUCUCCAGGCCCAGUGACCAGCUCUCCCAGAUCCUGGGAACCUCCUCCAGCUGGCCCAAGAGCCUCAGCCACAUGAGGGGGUUCCUUGGACUGGAGGCCUGGAAUGUGGCCACUGCCAAGGUCUGCCCCCCACCCCUUGAAAACUGGACCAAAGAUGCGUCUACAUGUUCACAGAUCAGACGCAUCUUUGGUCUGGUGGAGGUCCUGAAGGCACCUCCCUCGGUCAUUGGUGCAGAGCUCUUUAAGAUUGCCCUCUCCAACCUCUUCAGGAAACCCCCAGAGGACCCCCCCUUGGCCGAGCUGCAGGCACAGGAAAAGCCAGAUUGGUAUAUCCUGGCAGGGGCCAUUGCUGUGGACAACCUAGUCGGCGCACUCUCAGAGGCAAAGGGAUUUGUCUUCCCGAUGGCUCUGGGCCGCACUACCGAGCUUGUCUGCAGCAAUGGCCUCGACGUUGCUGAGUGCGUCUCGGCUUACAGGAGUUUCCUCUGCGGUGGUUCCCAAAGGUCAAUGUCUGGCAGACCACUCACCCUCGUGCAACGUGGGAUCGCCGGUUGUUGGUUGAGAUAUUCACCGAUGGCCGGCAGCUGACCCCUGACACGAGGGUGGCGAUUAUGCUUCUGAGGGUCCUUGGUGAGCUCGAGAGGAGGGGGCUGUGCCAUGGCACCAAGCUGGCGCCGUUCAGGGAGACGGGAAUGCCUUGGCUUGCCAAGUGCAUGACCCGUCUCUCUGUGGCGACCAGAGAUACUGGUGUCUGGCUGACAGUCCUCACGUUCCUCUUGGCGGUUGGGCUGCUUGAAAACAACAAGUUUGUUGAUUGCAAACAGCUCAACCAGCUCAUCAAGGACAUUCCGCUCCCCGUCUCCAGGCUGCAGGAGCUGCUCCUGUUGUCAAAACACCUGCUGCUGAAGGGGAGCACGCCGUAUGUCUUGUGGAAGCUACACGAGACGAUACCUGUGCGUGUUCCCCCGAAGCAGCAGGGAGCAGCUCCUGCAGCCCCUGACCCCAAGAGGAGACGGGUUGAGCAGGAAGCAGGUCUGUCAGAGGGAGAGGGGGUCGGAGAGGUGCCCGAUGACCCCGUGCAGGAGCAAGACCUGGAGCCCGCCAGACCCAGGUACAUGCCGGCUAGCACGUAUGUGCGCUGGUCCGCGCAGGAGUUAUGUUUUAUCUCCCUAGACCGCGAGCUGAGCCACGGAAAGGCCUACAAGGGAUACCUGAAGGACUGCCUGGCCCAUAUGGUACCAGCCCGCCAGUUCAGUGCUUUUAAAAGGCGCAGGAUCUCCUUGCUGAGCGAUGUUAAAUAG